Molecule: messenger RNA, 960 nt
Organism: Plasmodium gonderi
Lineage: Eukaryota; Apicomplexa; Aconoidasida; Haemosporida; Plasmodiidae
Product: variable surface protein
Exons: 3
Coding region: 1-960 (319 amino acids)
Source: RefSeq, a predicted model, not a curated record
AUGAGUAAUGAAGUAGCUAAAGUUCAAAUAUCUUUUAAGGAUAUAUUUCCCACAUGUCAGGAUAAUUACAAUAUUUCUACAUUUGAGGCGCUGAAAAAGAAUAAACAUUUAUAUCAUACUAAAAUAGAGCCGGCCUGCAAAAAUAUUAGUAGGAAAUUUACUCCUGGUGCAAGGGGAAAUAAUACUUUCCAUACAUCUUGCGACAAACUUGGUUAUUAUUUGUACAAAAUAAAAGGUAAAAAUGAGAAGAAUAGAAAGCACUAUUGUGAAUUUUUUAUCUAUGAACUAAAACGUGAAGUAAAGAAUAAGGUUUAUAAUAUUCCUAAGUUCGUUGAUGUUUACAAUCAAUUGAUGAAUGCAUACAAAGACGCAAAAUUAGAAGAUAUUGAUGUAUGUAACGAAUAUGUAUCAUUAAUGGAUGAUGAACUUUUAUAUCAAAUAUUCGAAAUGUUUGAUAAAUUAUAUAAAAAUUUCAAAUAUUUAAAAAAUGAAAAUCGUGAUAAAGAUAAAAACCUUAAUGAAUGUGUAAAAGUAUAUGACGAAAUUAUUAAAAAAGAUAAAAAAGAGUAUAACAAUUUUGUUCAGAAUGAACUGGAGAAAUUUAAAAGUGAUUUUCAUAAAUAUUUAAGAAAAAUUUCUUACAAUACUGAAGAUAAAUUACUUACUUCUUCCUUGAUGAUAUCACCUGAAAAAAUAAGAGCAGAAAAGAUAUCAGGCAAUAUUGCAUCUCCAGUGACAUGGACAAGCACGAUUGUUUUAUUUUUUGCAAUAUUAAUAAUUAUAUUCAUCGUGUAUAAUUAUACUUCUUUUGGGUCAUACUUUCUGCGAAGGAGAAGAAAGUUAAGAAAUAAGUGGUAUACAAAAAAUAAAAAACAUUACGAAUUAAUGAAUUUAUUUGAAGAGUCACAGAAAAAUAUAAUUCAAAAUAAACACAAUAUAUUAUAUAAACCUGCGGACUAG